Molecule: messenger RNA, 2208 nt
Organism: Endocarpon pusillum Z07020
Lineage: Eukaryota; Fungi; Ascomycota; Eurotiomycetes; Verrucariales; Verrucariaceae
Exons: 2
Coding region: 1-2208 (735 amino acids)
Molecular function (GO): protein binding
Source: RefSeq, a predicted model, not a curated record
AUGGACCCUCUCUCAAUUGUUGGUGCCGUCGCCUCAGUCAGCAAAACCGUCUACAGCGCAUCCACUACCCUCUAUACGUUCGUGAGCGAGACCAGAAACGUCGAUCAGACUGUCAUAGAUCUUGCAACAGAAGUCGACGCGCUGAACAGUGCACUUAAGGAGGUCGAAGCGGUUCUCAAAAGUCCGACUAUCAUAGAUGCUGAGAAGCGUGGGUCAGCAGAAGACAAUAAGCAACUAUGGCAGACUAUCUAUGGAGCCUUGGAUGAAUGUCAGAUAACUGUCGUCAGAAUCGACUCUGCGCUGGACGGUGUCAGGAAGAAACGCUCAAACUGGGCUACACAGACGUUCCGGCAGAUGAAGCUUAACCUGGGGAAGGACGAGAUAGAUUCUCUUAGGGCACAAACUCACACUCAUUAUAGUGCUCUUAAGAUGGCUUUGGCAAUGGUUACCAUACGGGCUGCCUAUAAUGCCCCUGUGGUUGUUAUUGCCGACCUCGGCCCUAGGAUAGAGAACCUUCAAGGCUCUUUAGACCUCCUGACAACAUCUUUGGAAGGCCAGAGAAGAGAAAUCGCACUUAUGUCAGGCAAGCUGACAAACGCUGACUCUGCGAACACAGAACGACUCCGGUUGUUGGCGAGGCACAUUCUUUCCAAAGCCACCACAGUCCAUGGAUCGACUGUAGCUGGGGGGUCUAUUUGUGGCGACCCAGCCGCCGAUGAAAUUCGAGCUCGGACUAUGAACUGGAUACCCGCACCAGUGGUCAACGAGCGGGCAUCCUCGAGAUCAUCAGUUACCCAGUCUCGAGAUCAAACGCUUUUCAGCGAACCUGAUGGUACUGUCGAUACGGACCUAACCGAAGGAACUGUGCCGCAUAAUGAGCCAGAGCUUGCAGACUCUGAUUCCGACGGCGAAUUUGAGCUUGAAGUCACUCGGAGACUGUUAGACAAAGGCAAGAAGUUAUUUGACUUAGAUAAUUAUGCAGAAGCUGUGCGUUUUCUACAGAAUAGUGUUGCAAGUUUUAAUCGACUCCCGAAUAGCCAGAGAACACAGCUAGACCUAGCAGAGGUCCCUAUAAUGAUCGCAACCUGUAAGUAUCAUUUAAAAGAGCUAAAUCAAGCUGAAGGCGAUCUUCUUUUACUAGUCCGACAAGAAUCUACCAGUGAUCGAGACGCCAUCCGAACAUGUCAGAUUUCACAUCUCCUAUCUCAGAUAUACCUGAUCAAGAAUCAACUUGAAGCUUCCGAGGAUUACUGCCGAAAAAGUUUGAAAGGACGACGACGCCUUCUAGGUAAAGAACAUCAGGACUACUUUGCAUCUCUUAGACUGCUCUCCGAUAUUUGCAAUGUACGCGGAAAGGAUGAAGAAGCAAGUGUUUACCAAGACAUGAUACCGCCUGAGAUCGCACAGCUGCAGAAAAAGAUACGACCGGAACAAAACUGCCCAAAUGACGCUGCAUUGAUCACAAAUAACCCGCCUGAGACCGCACAGCUGCAGAAAAAGAUGCGACCGGAAGACUACCACCCAAAGGACACUGCAUUCUUCGCAAAUAACCCAGAGAUGAACCAAGAGAUAUUACAAAGACCAAGGUCUACGCUCAGGGGCCACACGGGGCGGGUCUACAGCGUCACCUUCUCGCCAGAUGCCAAGCUGGUAUUAACCGGCUCAAGGGACAUGACGGCCAGGCUCUGGGACGUGGCAACGAGCAUGAAGCGGGUCACGUUUGAGGGCCACACACAUGGAGUACGGGAUGUCGCUUUCUCGCCAGAUGGCAAGUUAGUAGUGACGGGAUCGGAGGACCAUAUAGCUAAACUCUGGGACGCGACAACUGGGGCGAAGCGGGUCACGCUUAAGGGCCACACGAGGGGGGUCUUGGGCGUCGCUUUCUCGCCGGAUGGCAAGCUAGUGGCAACGGGGUCAGGGGAUAAGACGACUAGACUCUGGGAUACAGCAACGGGAGCAAGUCAACUCAUACUUAAGGGCCAUACAGUUGGAGUUAACUGCGUUGUCUUUUCCCCGGACGGUAAGCUAAUAGCAACGGGAUCAGGAGACGGGACGGUUAGGCUCUGGGACACAGUAACAGGGACGAGACAGAUUUACACUCGAGAGCCAUAUAGAUGGAGUGGAAUGUAUUGCUUUCUCGCCGGACGGCAAGCUAGGGGCAACAGGAUCAGAGGACAGAACAGCCAAAAUCUGGGACAUAACAAGUAG